This is a messenger RNA of Acanthoscelides obtectus, 252 nucleotides long. The record is from the annotation of a GenBank genome assembly. NCBI's taxonomy places the organism in Eukaryota, Metazoa, Arthropoda, Insecta, Coleoptera, Chrysomelidae.
AAUGAGCGAGCUCAGAGAAAAGAGUCGUAUGCCUAUGCGUAUGUCGAGUCUAGUUGAGCGAUGAACCGCGCUCAGGGAAACCAAAAAUAAUGAACAACGCGGAUCUUCGACAGGUUGUGCACGCAAAUUCCGGGACAACGUGCCAAGAACUUGCAGAAAUGUUCAGUGUGAGUCAUGAAACUAUUCGUUUGCAUCUUCAUCAGCUAGGAAAGACGUGGAAGUUAAGCAAAUGGUCCCACAUGAACUGACAAA